AUCCGCGAAUAACAUUUCCCAUAUUACCGCCAAAACACGUAAUUCUAGCGUUAAAACUGUCGAAUAUUUCAGCUCUCUUUAUUAUUACUCACACGAUGCGCACUCGCUUCCUCGCCGCAGCCGUGACGGCCGUCACUGAUCUGGUUGAAACCCCAGACUUCUACCACCUGCCUCUUCCGCAUCUUACUCCUCCAAAAUGUUCCUCGUUUUCUGCAAAUUCUGCACACUCUUUCGAUGAAAUCCCCUUUUUUGGAGUAUCUCGCGAAAUCGAUAAGCUGCCGAUCGACGACGCUCUCUUAAUAUUUUUGGCUGACGUUGUUCCUCACUUCGUCUGCGAUGCAGAUAUUCAGAAACCUCAAAUUGAUAGCAACACUGAAAGAUAUGAGGACAAUGAUGGACCAAUUCCUGGUAAUAAAGGCGGAGAGGAACCUAUUGUGCGGUUUGAAAUUCCAGAGAUGGAUAUGGCCUUGCUUCCAUCUGAAAGUUCUGCCCAUUCCCAAAUCGAGCACAUGGAUAUUUUCUCUGAGGUUCCAGAUGCUGAAUAUACAGAGGACCUGCUAAAUUCUGAGUUUGUACUGCAUGACCUGGCUGAGAUUCAACGGUUACUUUAUGUAGUUGAUGACAUAAGUAUAGAAAACUUAACAGAGCAAAAGGCUGAUAUGCUGGAAGAUGCUGAUUCUGUUCAAGGAAAACAUCAUUCUUAUAACAUCAAAUUUCCUGAAUUUGAAGUGGAUAUGGAAAGCCUGGGUGUUAUUGGAAGAACACUUAUGAUGGAAGAAGUUUUGAGUUUUGAAAAUAUUGAAAAGAGGCAGGUGAUGCAAGAAGAUAAUAACAAAGAGCUUUUGGUUUCUAUGGAGUCUGACUUGAUAAACUAUAUGUUCCAUCAUUCUGAAAAACUAAAUUGCCUUGAAGGAACAAAUUUGUCAUCAGAAGUGGACUGCAUAAGAAUUAUUGAACUGUCACAUAACCAGCAGUACCCAAUGCUCUGUGGGAAAGCAGAUGGAUUUUCAAUUUGGUCAGAGGAGCCAACUCCAUUUGAUGAGUUUAUGUUUAUUGAUUUGGAUCUGUAUAGUUUCUGCGAGGUGCUUUCAGAUUCGGCAAAGGAGAUUGAGUAUGAAACAUGUGAACACAUGUUUGGAGAAGCCAUGAACUUUAAAAGUUUUAGCCAAUUGGUUGUUUGCCAUGAGCUUACUCUUCUGGAUGGCACUUUUAAAUCUCUGCCGGUGCCUAUUAUUUCAGAUCAUGAAAAUUCUAGCUCACUAUGUACACUGAUUGAGAAUUUAUUGGCCCAGUCUGAUUGGCAGUGUUCAUCUGCAUCUGAUGAUCUAUAUCUAGAUUGGGAUUUUCUUGGAGAAAGCGAUUGUGAAUCAGCGAAAUAUUCUUCAUGUUGGAAAUUGUUGGGGGAGAUAGACACUUACAGCAUUGACAUUGAUAUGUGCUCAAAUGAUAGUGGAAUAGUGAUUUUGAAUUUUAUUCUAUCAGAAGGCCAUUCUAGGAAACCAAACCCAGAAAAGGACACAGAAGUUUUAGACUUGUCUUGUUCUGAUGUCUCUAUACCUCAUUCCUCUGGUAAAGUAGAGUUAAGUAGCUUGAAGAAUCGAGGCGAUGGAAAACGAAAAAAAGAUGAUAUCUUAUUGAAAAUUGGUGUUGAGAAGAUUCAAUUGUUUGGUGAAUCAAUGACAAGUGAUCUUGAAUUUUUCCUCAACCCCCGUAACUAUGUUCUAGGAAAAGAAAAUAUACCUGCAGAUAAGCCAGUUACCAAAACUUUGAGUCAAGGGUGUAUGUUCAGUGGUGACUCUGCCACUGCUAGUUCUACCACUUUUGUACAGCAGAGCUUGAAUGUAGAGGAACAUGAGGAAAGAGACUUGGGUUUGGCAUCAGCUCCGGAGGGGUGCAAACUGAAGUUGGAAGAGCUAUUAAAUGCUGUACCUGUCAAGAAAACCUAUGGAAAUGAACCCAUGGAAGCUGUAAAUGAUGCUGAAGUCAGCAAUAUGAUACCUGUUCGAUCCAUGUCAGUGGGUUCAGAAUCAAAGCAAAGUCUUUCUUGCAUGCCUUUUGGCCCCAAUGCAGUUAUAAUAGUGAACACCAGAAAUUUCAACGAAGAAAUGGUAAUUUCCAGGAGAACCACAUACCAGAGGAUUCUUGAAAUCGAACAAGAAGGAGCACAAGUUGUAGAACGCGAUAUAGGUCUUCCAGUUGACGUAAUUGUAAGUUCUGCAGUUUGUCUCACGUGGUAUGACUGCAAAAAUAUUGGAAAGAAAGCUUCAGCGCCAGACGAGGGCUUUUCAAGCUUACCCUUAUGCAUUGAAAGUGUUGCAGCGAGUAUUUUGACAUCCUUGAGUUUUGCUUUCAGUUGCUGCAUCCUGAUAUUUGAAGGAGAAAGCAAUUUUCUUGGAAGCAUUAUGGAAUCAUCAGACGAACUCUAUGCAGCAGCAGCAAGCUUAGGAGUUGAUAUACAGCUCUUUUGCUCGUAUUCACAUGAGAUGACUGAAGAAAUUAUAUUGUCCUGCAUCAAAGCUGCGGCAAAGUUGAGAAUGAGUCUCUAUCCUAAAAUGCCCGACUCAGAAAGCCUGGCAGAAUCUUUUCUUACUGCUUUUCCUUCUAUUAAUCCUCUCUCAGCUCAUGCGAUAUUGUCUUCAGAUAUUCGACUUGGGAACCUUUUCGAACUGUCAAAUGGGUCCAAAAUGGGCGCUCUUCAGAAAUAUCAUAUUCCUGAUGAAAGCAUAGCUUUGCUUAGUGUAGCAAGCAAAUACGGAGAGCGGGAAGAUUCUAAAUCAGGAAUGACAGAUUGUUCCUCCUCACUAUCACUUCCAGACUCAGGAAAUGCUCGAGUUAAAAGUUCAUCUGAGAGGAAGAAACCUAAAUACACACACAACCUAAAUGCUGAUCAGCCUUUAAAUGACUUGUUUGCUGUGGAUCUAGGAAAAUCACUUCCUGAUUUUGAACUUGAUCUCCCUAAAGUAUCAGUAUCGGGUGAUUCCUGGCUGUCAAGAAGGGCUGAGAUAUCUAAAGCGGAGGAGUUCAGUUUAUCUUACAAUGAUGAAUCACUGUUUCAUAGUCAGGAUAUUGAUCUUGAUGUGAUGAGGUCUUAUGCUGCUGGCAUGAUGGAGUCUGUUGAUAAGUCAAGCCUUUAUGACUUUCCGUUGCCAAAAGGUCUUCAAAUAUCCGAUGAGAGUGAGAAUGCCUGGGUGCCUCCAAUUGAAAUAGAUUGCUGUCCAAGUUGGAGAUCAACCACCACAAUAAACAAUGACUUGAGCAGACGAAGUGUGAAGCUAAAUGGGAUUCGGCAGGGUGAUUCUACUGGUGAAGUUAUCAAUUUAGAGGAUAGUGCAGCAUUUGGAAAAGAUUUCUUUAUUGCAACCACCAGUAGCUUUUCACCUACUCUGCUUGACAAUGAGAACGAAUAUUCUGCAAGAAACUCUGGAAUGAAUAAACGGUCUUCCAGCGCAAUCAAUCUUCCCAAAUUUACUAAUCCUACUGAGUUGCAGUCUGGCUCUGGUGCUUGGCUUUCUAAAAAUAAUAAGAGACAUAUCUUGAGUGAUGAAAUCAGACCAAAUGAUAUCGUUAACAGAAACAAUACUUCUAUGAAACAAAAAGAGCUGGAAAAGGAUAUGAUGAAAAGAAAUUCACAAAAUCCCUACAAGUAUUUUCAAGAAAAGGGAAGUUUUGACAGCACACCAUUCUCAAAUGCUCUUCACUCCACUCAGCCUCAAGGAUCACCCUGGACUAUUGAAUUCCUUAACAGAGUAAGGGAAAAGAGUAGAAUGCAUAAGCAAUCUGUUUCAUAUGACUUACCCUCUCCAUAUCUUCGUUCCUCUGGGAACAUAUCCAAAGCUACUAAAAGAAGAAGUCCCUCAAUUCUUGAAUUCUACAAGUAUGAAGGGGGUGGUACCCCACAGAAAAUAGUUCAAGAGAAGAGACUGAAGAGAUUUUCACAAGCAGUAAACUCAUUGAAGACUAAGAAGGCUUCUGCUUCAGGUCCUUCGUCAACUCCAGCUGAUAAGAAAGCAAGACGGACACUAUCUUUCUCGACAUAUGGAAGUGCUGGGCAAAGUAAGCUCAUUUGGAUGGAUAAUGAUUACCAACCCACACAAAAGAAACCCAUAGCAUCAAUGUGAGUUUUCUUUGAGAUUUUCAAUCUCUAUGAAUUGGAUCAAGAGUCUCUAAUCCUUGGUGACGGCGGAGAAGAUACAACCAUUUGAAUGGGAGGGGAGGCAGGAAUUGAAUUCCAUGAUCUAGACCGGAAGUACGGGGCAAGCGACAACAAUAGGAGGCUCAAUUUGAAAAAAUUGGUUCAGUUACUUCAACGUAUUAGCUUUGCUGAAUCAGGGGAAAACUGCGGAACGGUGGACGUGGAAUCCAGCCGUGGAUCACAGAAGUAGAAGAUGAGGAUCCACUUGCCAAUCUAAUGAAUCUCAAACAGGUAUCAACUCUUCAAACUUUUUAAAACCCCUUCUUGUCGACAAAAUGGUGUCCCGACUCUUCUAUAAAUGAGUGGUAACCCUCUCUCCUUAUAAGACCUUUUAAGGGGGUGAGUGACCCAUUUUCUAACAUAACUUAUAUUAACGCUUUUGCCGAGUUAUAUCCUAGGGCUGGAACUUAAGAAGAUCAAGCACAACGUUUGUUCUUGUCUGGCUUAGUAGAUGAUUUGCAGACACUGGUCCGGAUGUUUAAACCAACUACCCUAGCCAAUGCAUACGCCCCUUCAAAGCUCCAACAGUUCACAUUGACCUGCGUAUUACCUGGAUUUUAUGAGAGUGAUGUGCGGCCUAGAGAGACAGUGGUUGAAGAUUUAGAUUCUUCCAUGGAGAUAACACAGAAGUGUCUAUGGUGGAAGCAGAACCAGAUAUUGGGCAUGAUAAGUGGCUGAAUGAAGCUCUAGAGGAAUCCAUUGCAGAAUCCUUCCUUCACCAAGGUUUUAUCAAUUAUUGAUACAUCUGCAGACACCUUUGCCUCAAGACCUUGGCAAGCUCCCGGAACUGCAUGGAAGGGGAUUGCAUAUUCAGCUACAAAGUUUGCUGAUACGUGGAUCAUAGUUGACAAGAACUGCAAUGGUCGUGGAGAUGAAAAUCUCUUAUUUGGAUUAAUUUCAAUUGAUAGGUGCUUCUGUAUUGAUGGAUGUCCAGAACAGUUGGCGAAAAUCGGCAUGUUGCAGGAGAAGGUUGGCCAAGAUGACAUCAAGAUAAGUUCCCUAUAUUCAGUCAUUGAUGGAGUUGAACACUUGUUUUGUUCUAAUUUACAGCCCGAGCCCUUGUAAGGUUUUGGUCCUUAUAAGAUUUUGAACCCAAUCAAGACCAUGGCUUACAAGCUCCCUCCACCAUCUGACGCACAAAUGGCUUUUAAUACUGCUCCUUGUCCUUUUUAUAUCAAGAUGGUCUCCAUUAGUUCUACUUCUUUCUAUCUGGGUUUCUCCAUAAUUAUCGUAUACGGAGCUUAUAAUAGUCCCUAUACAUGAUUUCUUUUCCUUUUUUGGUUUGUUAAAUUUAUGUAUUGCUUCACAUCAAGACUGGCAUAUGGACAAGUUGAACUGCUAAUUUGUGUAAUAUUUACAAGGA
Molecule: messenger RNA, 5555 nt
Organism: Salvia splendens (bonfire salvia)
Lineage: Eukaryota; Viridiplantae; Streptophyta; Magnoliopsida; Lamiales; Lamiaceae
Product: protein SHORTAGE IN CHIASMATA 1
Exons: 8
Coding region: 96-4118 (1340 amino acids)
Biological process (GO): reciprocal meiotic recombination; resolution of meiotic recombination intermediates
Source: RefSeq, a predicted model, not a curated record